CUUCAAGAAAGGGAUUUACCAAAGAAAAGAACUUUAACAAAUGGGAUUAGUGUGGUCAUGGGGUGUGAUGUGCGUGUUAAACAGAAAGGUUGAUGAACAAAGUAGGUGAUCAAACUGUACUUAAGUCGCCAUGGUGGUUCACUGUGCUUGUAUUGUGACAAAAUUGUCCAAAAGCUGAACUUUACAGAAGGUUGUAAGUUUCUUAGUAGUUUCUAAGCUGACACAACACUAUUCUUUUUACUGCUAUGCAUGUGUGAAAUUAUUUGAAAUGUGGAUUUAUUCGCAAACAGAAGGGAAGUAGUAGCAGUGGUGUUUCUUUUAAUCAAGAGCUAUGCUGCCCCCUCGCGGACGGAGUUGUCAACUGCCAGAGCUGGUUUCCAUAUCAACAGCUGUUCCCAAGCUAAGCAACUGUGUCAGUAACAGGUGACCGUUGUUGUCCUUAACAUGGCUCCUAACGAUCACCAGUCGUAGAUAAUAAAAGAAAUAAUUAGACGACCAACAUCCAUAGAGAAAUGAUGGCUGGAAAAGGCGGCUUGGUGAAGCUGGACGUCGGUGUUUUAAGCCCCGAGCAGCAAGAAACACUGCGACAGUUCAAAAUCAAGACGAGAAUCGACAACGAGAAGUAUUUGAGGUCGCAUCCAGAAGUAGAGGUGCUGAUAGGCGACUUUCUAAGAGAUGUGCUUCUCAAAAGGCCUGCUGACAUCCGUGAGUUUGCUGCAGAUCACUUCACCAACCCAAACCUUCAUGCGACUAUUGGCUCCAAAAUGGAAGACAACUGUGAAAUAGAGUGAAACAUACUCAACAGUCAUGGCACGGCAAGCUUCUCCUCUGUAUAUUUCUCUGUACGGAGCAACACAUGUAUGGACCCUUAAUCAGUAACAACGAAGAUGUUAAUAAGUUUGUGUUUGUCCACUAAGUUGAUAGCCUUAUUGUCAGAUUGCUAUAUAUAUAUGCAGUAAGAGAGCAAACUGGGGAAGCUGGUAGCAACUGUUCCUGAUGACUGUGAUUAAAAGCUAAUGAGAAGAGGAAGUCCUGUGGGUAUUACACACACUGUUUGUCACAUCAUCCACAUGAUUAUGUAGGAACAUACUGUAUUGAAGAGUUAAUUGUAGCCUGUGUGCUUGAGCUGAGUUCACAUACUGUAAUCUGAAUUCAUCUGAUAUGGGCAGUGUCCACUCAACAGUAUGGAUAACUCAGAACACAGCUUGUUGUCCAGAAAUAAUAUUUACGUCACUCAUUUAUCACAGACUCUUCUUUUAAACAAUUUAAACAGUUUUACUUCUCUUUUUUUAUUUAUUUUUUUUUAUUCAUGGUCCAGUGUUUUUUCAAAUUUGUUUGUUUGUUUUUUCUUUUUCCCCUUUUUUAUAGACAUAUACAUUUUGAUUGUUCCACUGGAACAUUAGAUCCGCAUUUGUAUGUAAAAUGAAAUAAUAAAUGAAUGAAACAUACAUUUGUAGAGUCUCACAUUAGAAGAGUUUCUCUAAUGAAACUCACCUCUUUUGGAGAAAAUGUCAACCAAUAUCAAAUAACUGUACCUUGUCCCUCUUCUGCAAUGGUUCUAACAUUCAAAUGCAGUCAUUACCAUUUGGUGUUCUCUUUGGUGAGUAUGAAUAGAGAUUUUACUUUGUGGUUACCUUUGUUUGUUUGUUUUGGAUACAUAAUUCUGUUCAGACAAUGCAGGUCUGUAAUGGGUUGAAAUGUGUGGGCUUUAAGAGCCCAACCAGCUUUUCCAGCUUUCAUUUGAAAUGAUGUAUGAGCUGAGGAAUAAUCAUUACAUCCUUGUAUAUAUAUAUAUAUAUAUAACCUCAAAAAUAAAUACACCACUGCUCCUGAAAUCAA
Messenger RNA from Lates calcarifer (barramundi perch), 1839 nucleotides. RefSeq names its product regulatory subunit of type II PKA R-subunit domain containing 1 (gene riiad1). Lineage: Eukaryota; Metazoa; Chordata; Actinopteri; Centropomidae. Bases 513 to 791 code for a protein of 92 amino acids. The transcript is spliced from 4 exons. The record is from RefSeq and is a predicted model, not a curated record.